GCGGACCCCUCGGCGAACAGGGAUUUGUUGGGGAACCGAACUUUGCUCUUCAUCUUCAUCUGCGCCUUCGCCUUGGUGACUUUGCUGCAACAGAUCUUAUAUGGCAGGAACUACAUCAAGAGAGGCCUCCAGUUUGGUUGGCAGAGUGGCGACCAGCUGGACAAUUGGACGGGGCUCUUUAAUGCCACGGACGACCCAGAGUCACCCGGCGGCAGUGACUCCAGCUCCAGGUACUUUGAAUUUUACGAGGGCCCUUUAGAAUAUAACUCCACAAGAUGCCUGGAGCUGAGGAACGAGAUCUUGGAGGUGAAGGUGCUGUCCAUGGUGAAGCAGUCGGAGCUGUUCGACAGGUGGAGGAGCCUGCAGAUGUGCAAAUGGGCGAUGAACAUCUCCGAAGCCAACCAGUUCAAGUCCACUCUGUCCAGAUGCUGCAACGCCCCCUCCUUCCUCUUCACCACCCAGAAGAACACGCCCCUGGGGACAAAGCUCAAGUACGAGGUGGACACCAGCGGCAUCUACCACAUCAACCAGGAGAUCUUCCGCAUGUUUCCCAAGGACAUGCCCUACUACCGGUCCCAGUUUAAGAAGUGCGCAGUGGUGGGCAACGGAGGCAUCCUCAAGAACAGCCGCUGCGGGAGGGAGAUCAACAGCGCCGACUUCGUCUUCCGGUGCAACCUACCCCCCAUCUCAGAGAAGUACACCAUGGAUGUGGGGGUGAAGACGGACGUGGUCACCGUGAACCCCAGCAUCAUCACAGAGAGGUUCCACAAGCUGGAGAAGUGGCGGCGGCCCUUCUACCGCGUGCUGCAGGGCUACGAGAACGCGUCCGUGCUGCUGCCCGCCUUCUACAACACGCGCAACACCGACGUGUCCAUCCGCGUCAAGUACGUGCUGGACGACUUCCAGGCGCCGCAGGCCGUCUACUACUUCCACCCGCAGUACCUGGUCAACGUGUCGCGCUACUGGCUCAGCCUGGGCGUGCGCGCCAAGCGCAUCAGCACCGGCCUCAUCCUGGCCACGGCCGCGCUGGAGCUCUGCGAGGAGGUGCACCUGUUCGGCUUCUGGGCCUUCCCCAUGAACCCUGCGGGCCUCUACAUCACUCACCACUACUAUGACAACGUCAAGCCCCGCCCCGGCUUUCACGCCAUGCCCUCCGAGAUCUUCAACUUCCUGCACCUGCACAGCCGCGGCAUCCUCCGCGUGCACACGGGCACCUGCAGCUGCUGCUGAGGGCUUGCUGGCUGCCCUGCCUGCCCGGCCCCCAGACCCUUGCUCCUCCUUUCCCUUCUGCGCUGGGCAGGGCAGGGCGAAGGUCUGGCUGGAAGGCUGUCUGUCACUACCUGGUAGUUCAGCUUCAUGCUUGGGACCCACCCGUGGGCCCGGAGACAGGGGUGGGGUUCGGGGCAGAGUCAGGUCUGUGCUGGGCAUCCAGGGACUUGGUCUGGGCCCCGUGUCUCUGCCCGGCCCACGGUGGCAUGCUGCUGGGGAUUGCCCGUGAAUAAAGCACAUUUCCACUCAAUGUUAGCAUCCAAGAAAGAGAGCACACUGUAUUGGCCUUGUCACAGCUAAAGGAAGGCCCCAUGGAGAAUGGAAGAGAGACGGCAAGAUUUAAUUCAGACUUUUGGGCUCCUGAGUUGUAUUCCAAGGCCUCAGCCCUGAUUUGCUGUCUAGAAUCUCAGAGCUUAGCAGCCAGCUCAGCCACCAGACCUUCCUGUGAAGACAGAGUGGCCCAGAGGGGUCCAGAGACUUAUCAGCCAAGGUUACACCUACUGACCGAGCCCAUUAAGUGACCAGUGAAAGCUAAUGCGAGGCCUGUGUAAGGAUCUUCGCAGAGACCCCAUCAGCUGAGGAGAGCCACACCGUUUCAUACAUAUCUUCACACACACAGUCUUGGUGCCUCCGGGUUCAAUCCUGCAUCUGAUCUUUUGAUGAGAAGAACAUAAACCAGACCAGCCAUUUGCACUAAGGUUUUCAAGCCAAUGUUACCGCCUCAUAAGCGCUCAGUGAUUUGCUUCCUCUUCUGGCUCCUUAUUUCCAGCUCUGUUUUAACCAGGAGUUAUUUAUAAGACCCGUUCCUCUUUAUGUUCCUGAAUACUGCACAACGCCGCUAUGUCGUGUUCCUGAACAGGAACCGUAAGGCUCGGUUAUGAACCGAGUAAACGGUGAGCUGGGCGGCAGGAAGCCCAUCAUGGCCCCGGACACCAGCAUCACCGAGGGAUCUGCACAGGCAGGACCACCCACGUGGCCAGCCAGGCAGCCCACGCACACAUGUGCCCGCAGGGCCUGCACUGGGGGAAGUUAGCUGUGUCUAGCUGAGAGGGAUCAACAGGUCACUUCACAGCUGAAAUUCAUUCCCUUUGCUUCCGGCGUGAUGUUUCCACCACUAACUCGGCCGUGCCGGAUGGACACUGUUGAUAAAUUGCCUUAGAACUUAGUUUUGUAGAAUCUUAGAAUGUUAGUCCUGGGGGGAGGGACUUCAGCCUCCUCCCUCCCUUUCUUUUUUCUCCCUCCCCCCCUUCUCUCCUUUCUCCCUCCCUCCCUUUCCUCCUCCUUCCUUCUCUCCUUUUCUUCCCUCCAUUCUGUAAACAUGCCCAUAGCUUGUUCUGUUUUGAUCUGGGCUUGGGCUUGGACAUAAUGAUGAAUAUGGACACAUCUCAUUUUA
Myotis brandtii (Brandt's bat) is the source of this 2662-nucleotide messenger RNA. It is a transcript of the gene ST8SIA5, whose product is annotated as ST8 alpha-N-acetyl-neuraminide alpha-2,8-sialyltransferase 5. Gene Ontology annotation, molecular function: alpha-N-acetylneuraminate alpha-2,8-sialyltransferase activity. Gene Ontology annotation, biological process: oligosaccharide metabolic process; N-glycan processing. The transcript has 8 exons. The annotation marks the transcript as partial. Lineage: Eukaryota; Metazoa; Chordata; Mammalia; Chiroptera; Vespertilionidae. The record is from RefSeq and is a predicted model, not a curated record.